Messenger RNA from Sorex araneus (European shrew), 3977 nucleotides. It is a transcript of the gene BRAP, whose product is annotated as BRCA1 associated protein. Gene Ontology annotation, molecular function: ubiquitin protein ligase activity; nucleic acid binding; zinc ion binding. The transcript has 12 exons. Gene Ontology annotation, biological process: protein ubiquitination; Ras protein signal transduction. Gene Ontology annotation, cellular component: cytoplasm. Lineage: Eukaryota; Metazoa; Chordata; Mammalia; Eulipotyphla; Soricidae. The record is from RefSeq and is a predicted model, not a curated record. Bases 201 to 1958 code for a protein of 585 amino acids.
CCGGGAGGCGGAAGUGGAGUUGUUGUGGCUGCGAGGGCUGCGCGAGGAGCAGCUGCUGCUGCUGCUGCUGAGGCGGCGGCGGCGGCGGCCGCGGUGCUGAGGCUGUGGCGGCGUUGCCGGCCCCGGGCCGCUCGGGCCCUCGGCUCGCCCCGCAGCCCCGCCUGAGCCCGCCGGGGCCCGCGCCGGCCAGCGCCUGCCCUAUGAGCGUGUCACUGGUUGUCAUCCGCCUGGAGGUCGCCGAGCACUCGCCCGUCCCCGCCGCUUUCGACUUCAGCGCCGCGGCUGGGGAAAUGUCUGAUGAGGAGAUCAAAACGAAGACUCUAGCUUCAGCUGCAGCCUGUUUAGAAGGGAAGUCACCAGGGGAGAAAGCAGCCAUCAUCCAUCAGCACCUUGGCCGCCGGGAAAUGACAGAUAUGAUUAUUGAGACCAUGAAGUCCAACUCAGAUGAGCUGAAAGCUACAGAAACAACUUCCACUGCCCAGAGAAGUAAAGAUCAAAGUAAAGAGUGCAUGAGCACCGCUCCUGACUCGCCAUCCAAACAGCUUCCAGACCAGAUUUCAUUCUUCAGUGGAAAUCCAUCAGUUGAAAUAGUACAUGGUAUUAUGCACCUAUACAAAACAAAUAAGAUGACCUCUUUGAAAGAAGACGUGAGGCGCAGUGCCAUGCUGUGUAUUCUCACAGUCCCUGCUACAAUGACCAGCCAUGACCUUAUGAAGUUCGUUGCCCCAUUUAAUGAAGUAAUUGAACAAAUGAAAAUCAUCAGAGACUCUACUCCAAAUCAGUACAUGGUACUGAUAAAGUUCAGUGCACAGACUGACGCAGAUAGCUUUUAUAUAGCGUGCAAUGGCCGCCAGUUCAACUCAAUCGAAGAUGAUGUUUGCCAGUUGGUCUACGUGGAACGGGCUGAAGUGCUGAAAUCUGAGGAUGGUGCCAGCCUCCCCGUGAUGGACCUGACGGAGCUGCCCAAGUGCACCGUGUGUCUGGAGCGCAUGGACGAGUCCGUGAACGGCAUCCUUACCACGCUCUGCAACCACAGCUUCCACAGCCAGUGUCUGCAGCGCUGGGACGACACCACGUGCCCUGUUUGCCGGUACUGCCAGACUCCAGAGCCAGUGGAAGAAAAUAAGUGUUUUGAGUGUGGUGUUCAGGAAAACCUGUGGAUUUGCUUAAUAUGCGGCCACAUAGGCUGCGGGCGGUAUGUCAGUCGGCACGCGUACAAGCACUUCGAGGAGACCCAGCACACGUACGCCAUGCAGCUCACCAACCACCGCGUCUGGGACUAUGCUGGAGAUAAUUAUGUCCAUCGACUGGUUGCAAGUAAAACUGACGGGAAAAUAGUCCAGUACGAAUGUGAGGGUGAUACUUGCCAGGAAGAGAAAAUCGAUGCCUUACAAUUAGAGUAUUCAUAUUUACUAACAAGUCAGCUGGAAUCUCAGCGAAUCUACUGGGAAAACAAGAUAGUCCGGAUAGAGAAGGACACAGCAGAGGAGAUAAACAACAUGAAGACCAAAUUUAAAGAAACAAUUGAGAAAUGUGAUAACCUGGAGCACAGACUAAACGACCUCCUAAAAGAAAAGCAGUCUAUGGAAAGAAAGUGCACGCAGCUAAACACGAAAGUGGCCAAGCUCACGACAGAGCUCAAGGAGGAGCAGGAAAUGAACAAGUGUUUGCGCGCCAACCAGGUCCUCCUGCAGAACCAGCUGAAGGAGGAGGAGCGGGUGCUGAAGGAAACCUGCGACCAGAAGGACCUGCAGAUCACCGAGAUCCAGGAGCAGCUGCGCGACGUCAUGUUCUACCUGGAGGCGCAGCAGAAGAUCAACCACCUGCCCGCCGAGACCCGGCAGGAGAUCCAGGAGGGACAGAUCAACAUCGCCAUGGCCUCGGCCCCCAGCGCCCCCGCCUCGGGGAGCAGCGGGAAGCUGCCCUCCAGGAAGGGCCGCAGCAAGCGGGGCAAGUGACCCUCCGAGCAGCCCGCAGCCCGGACACUCUGUCCUUGGCACCACCAGCUGUGUUGGGGCCUCCAGCGACAUGUGAGGGUGGGCCCUCAAAAGUACACGUGAGCAUCGAGCCGCGGUUGUUCGGGUCUUUGAUUUGCUGGCGAGUGGCACAGCGAGGGUGAGGGCGGCCGAGUAGGAGCUGAUGGAAACGGACGGUUUGCUGCAGGGUGUCUCGAAGGCCUCACCGGCCUCAGAUAUUCGCUUGCCCAUUUCGCCUUCCUCCCUGAUAGAUGCCCCAACUCUGCUGUGCGUUUCUUCAUUGUAUUUAUUGAGUUGUACAUUUAACAUUAGUUCUGGGGUCAGAUUAAGACUUUCUUUUGUGUGUGUGUGUGUGUGUGUGUGUGUGUGUGUGUGUGACCUCAAAGGCAACAUUACCUCGCACUAAAGCACCAAAUCUUCCUGAAGUCACUGCGGCUGCUUUAAAGAGAGGUUCCCGCCAGCUCCUGAGCUCUUAGGAGAAUUCCCCAGCAUCUUCUGUCCCUGUCUUUCAGGAAUGGAAGAAUGGGCUGGAUGCUGUCGCAAGAGGCUGGGUCUAUCUAAACCUGCCCUGCAGUCCCAGCCGCCCUCUCUCUGUGCUCCACGGCCAGCCAGGAAAAAAGGACAGCUGAGGGCAGAUUGAGUCGAACCAGUACAGGAAAAUUGGUGUCUCCCCUUGUUUUGUUUUUGAUGACGCCAUACUUCGUCCUCAACAUAAGGAGGAACCUUCAUGGUUUUUUGCACACUCAGAUCUCAAGAGUAGAUUUCCUAGCAUCUAGCAAGAAUAAGCAGGCAGGUUGCGGGCUGUGUAUUUUCUGGGAUCAGUGUUUUCCGAAUGUUUACAAAAGAUCGGGCUGCAUGUUCAAGUUGCAGCUAGAGGGAGUUAGGCAGAUUUUCAGUUAUGCUUUCCAGAUAUAACCAAAGGCUGUAUCUAAAUUCGAAAAUUACAAUCUUAACCGAACCCCUUUUUUAAAGAGUCAUAGAAUGCUUGUGGACCAACAGAAAGAGGUUGUGUACUUUGUCUAGAAUGAGGAAUGCCCAUCAAUCUCUAAUAUUCAGUCAUUGAGCAAAAUCCACAUAAGACCUGUGUUGGAAUUUCACUUCCAAAACAAGGUCGCUGGUAAGUCAGUGAGACAGGCUGUUUAUGACGGGGUUGGUUUUCUGCUUUAUAAUUAGCCAAAGUUUUCACAUUGUCACUCUUCAGACUUGUUUAGCUUAUGAAUAGGUCUCAUCCCCUUUACUUAAAUGUCUCACAGUUCUUGUUGAGGACACCAACAGGAUGAAUAAUCCUGCAUCCAUUUUUUAUGGGAUGUGCUGCGGCAUCUCCCAGAGAACCUUACCUGUCACUUUCCAAGAUGAAUGUGCUCGGACAUUAUCAGUUUUUACCUAGGGCAGACCAACCCUCUAAGUCCCCACCCCCACCUUGGACUUGGAUAUCCGACUCUCUUAAAGCAAGCGUGGGAAUGUAAAGCAUAACCUAAUUCUCUUUCCUAUAGAGAUUCUAUUUUCUUUAAAAUCUAUUUUUACACUAGUUAGAACCUUGCUUUUUUGGCCAAGUAUUUGUCUUGCAUGUCUGACCUUGCAGAAGCUGGGGUGGAUUGUAGCAUACUAAUGAAGAAGGUUAGAAGUAGUUUACAAAGCUUGUUCACUCUUCAUUUCUCAGUGCUCACCUCCACCCUACCACCAGCGGGGAGAACAGAUUUCCAGUAUUGGAGGAAUCAGUGUUCCGAAAGGCUGUGUGCCGGGUAAUGAGGAAAUGGGCAGAUGUUUCCAAACUACUUGAACGUUUCAAAAAAUGUUACAGGGGGAAAAAAAAAAUUACCAAGAUAUUUAAAGAAAAUGUUGGUUUUCCUUUUUUUCAGUGGUCAGAGUCCUCUUUGAUUUUACCAAAUUACAUAAGACAAAAGCUGUUGGUGUUUUCUUGGGGUUGAAAAUGAACCACUUAACAUACCCACACUACCUUGAACAAUAAUUGCAUUAAAAUAACCAAACUUUGAAAUGAGA